Ailuropoda melanoleuca (giant panda) is the source of this 2527-nucleotide messenger RNA. RefSeq names its product glyceronephosphate O-acyltransferase (gene GNPAT). Gene Ontology annotation, molecular function: glycerone-phosphate O-acyltransferase activity; glycerol-3-phosphate O-acyltransferase activity. Gene Ontology annotation, cellular component: mitochondrial membrane; peroxisome; peroxisomal membrane. NCBI's taxonomy places the organism in Eukaryota, Metazoa, Chordata, Mammalia, Carnivora, Ursidae. The record is from RefSeq and is a predicted model, not a curated record. Gene Ontology annotation, biological process: phospholipid biosynthetic process; fatty acid metabolic process; ether lipid biosynthetic process. The coding region runs from base 65 to 2197 and encodes 710 amino acids. The transcript is spliced from 15 exons.
CAGCAGCAGCAGCACCACCGCUUAGCAAAGAAUUGCAGGCCCCGUCCGGGACGGCAACCGUAGCAUGGAUUCUUCCAGUUCAUCUAACUCUUUCUCCGUCGGCUCCGCCAGUCCCGGCACUGUCGUGCUCCUGUACUCGAAGGAGCUCAAAAAAUGGGAUGAAUUUGAAGAUAUUUUAGAGGAGAGGAGGCAUGUCAGUGACUUGAAAUUUGCAAUGAAAUGCUACACACCUCUCGUCUAUAAGGGAAUUACUCCUUGCAAGCCAAGCGAUAUUAAAUCUAGUGUUCUCAGUUCUGAAGAGGUUCGUUAUGUCAUUAAACAGCUUUCCAAGGAAUCCCUUCAAUCCGCCGAUGUCCUCCGAGAGGAAGUUUGUGAGAUUUUGGAUGAAAUGAGCCACAAACUGCGUCUGGGAGCCAUCCGGUUUUUUGCCUUUGCCCUGAGCAAAAUAUUUAAACAAAUUUUCUCAAAAGUGUGUGUAAAUGAAGAAGGUAUUCAAAAACUACAGCGAGCCAUCCAGGAGCACCCAGUUGUCCUGCUGCCCAGUCAUCGAAGUUACAUUGACUUUCUGAUGCUGUCUUUUCUCUUAUACAACUAUGAUCUACCGGUACCAGUCAUAGCCGCAGGAAUGGACUUCCUGGGCAUGAAGAUGGUCGGGGAGCUGCUGCGGAUGUCGGGUGCCUUUUUCAUGCGGCGCACCUUUGGUGGCGAUAAACUCUACUGGGCCGUGUUCUCUGAAUACGUGAAGACCAUGUUGCGGAAUGGUUAUGCUCCUGUUGAAUUUUUCCUCGAAGGGACAAGAAGUCGCUCUUCCAAGACAUUGACUCCGAAAUUUGGUCUUCUGAAUAUUGUGAUGGAACCAUUUUUUAAAAGAGAAGUUUUUGAUACCUACCUUGUUCCAAUUAGCAUCAGUUACGAUAAGAUAUUGGAAGAAACGCUUUACGUGUAUGAGCUUCUAGGGGUUCCUAAGCCGAAAGAAUCUACAACCGGAUUGCUGAAAGCCAGGAAGAUUCUCUCUGAGAAUUUUGGAAAUAUCCACGUAUACUUUGGAGACCCUGUGUCACUUCGCUCUCUGGCAGCUGGGAGGAUGAGUCAGAGCCCGUAUAACUUGGUCCCAAGGUAUAUUCCUCAGAGACAGUCGGAGGAUGUGCAUGCCUUUGUCACUGAAGUUGCCUAUAAAAUGGAGCUUCUGCAGAUUCAAAACCUGGUUCUGAGCCCCUGGGCCCUGACGGUUGCUGUCCUGCUUCAGAACCGGCCGUCCAUGGACUUCGACGCUCUGGUGGAGAAGACUUUAUGGCUCAAAGGCUUAACCCAGGCCUUCGGAGGCUUUCUCACUUGGCCCGAUAACGAACCUGCUGAGGAAGUCCUCCAGUCCAACAUUCUUCUGCAUUCCAACAUCGCCAGCCUCGUCAAAGACCAGGUGGUUCUGAAUAUGGACUCUGGAGACUCCGAAGUGGUCAAUGGACUUAUUUUCCAGCAUAUCACCCUCCUCAUGUGCUCAGCUUAUAGGAACCAGUUGCUCAACAUUUUCGUCCGUCCUUCCUUAGUAGCUAUGGCGCUGCAGAUGGCCCCCGGGUUCCGGAAAGGUAACUCACGGGAAUGUGGUCUGGAAUUUUGGAAGAGACUGGCCAUUCAGUUCCGUAUAGAGAGCAGCAUUUGUUGCCUUACAAUGCUCAGCCGCAUGUGUGGAGCCCAGACAGCAGCAAAGAAUGGGGCCUGUCCAAGUGGGUGCACCCUGUCUUCUCCCCUCCCUUCCCAGGACUUUGAAGAAGGCUGUUACCUGCUCUGUAAAAAUGAGACAAUACAAGUGACAACAAGGGACAUCCUAGUUACAGAGAAAGGAAAUACCGUGUUAGAAUUUUUAAUAGGUCUCUUUAAACCUUUUGUGGAAUGUUAUCAGAUAAUUUGCAAAUACCUCUUGAAUGAAGAAGAAGACGACUUCACUGAGAAACAGUACUUGGCUGGAGUUCGAAAAUUCACCAGUCAGCUUCUUGAUCAAGGUGCCUCGCAGUGUUACGAUGUCUUGUCUUGUGAUGUACAGAAAAAUGCCUUAGCAGCUUUUGUGAGGCUAGGUGUGGUAGAGAAGAAGAAAGUAAAUAGUGACAGUGUAUUUAAUGUGAACGAACCUGCCAUGACAAAAUUAGAAGAAAUGCUUGGUUGUAAGACACCAGUAGGAAAGCCAGCAACCGCAAAACUUUAAUAUUGCCAAACAGUUAUGAGAAAUUUGGUCACAUAAUUGCUGUCAUCCAAGGACUCUUACUCCAACAGGCGGGAACAUGAAGGAAAAGAGCCAUCUGCUCCGGCUUCAUACGACAGGAGAGCCAUGGGCUCGGCAGAGAGGAAGAGGUGACCGGUGUAAGCAGUCUGUGUGGUCCUCUCCACCACUACUCUUAAAAAGGCGUUCGUGUCCAACUCUGUGUGUGUUUUAAAAUAAAACAGUCUUUUGGAAACAUGUUUGGAAAAACAAAGCCCAGUCCUAUUUCACUAACACUUCCAACUUCUUAUCACACGUAUUAAACUUUUAUGCCGA